GCUUUCUCCAUGUAUUAGCCCAACAGAAGCGAGGUUCAGCUCCAAGAACGAAAGGAAACAAUUCGCAAUGGAAGAAAUCUCAGGACAAUCGACUUUGACGCCAACAAUCGUCCGAUCACCGAGCUUUGGGUUAUUGAAAUGAUCACUGAUCCAUGUGAAUUUCACGUCAUUCAAAUGAAGCAGAUGUUCAUAUGCGUUUCUUAUAAUUGGUCUGCCUCAAAGUUUUUGUUCCAUGUUGACGCUUUCCAUUUCGAAUUUCGCCCUAUCUGUUUCUCCGAUGCGUUUAGAUGGAAUCUGAUCAACUCUGAUUUUCCUUCAUGGUCAUGGAUUCCAUUUCAGAAACUACGGUGGAUUAGUUCUGAUGAUAAGGUGGAAGGAUACUUAUCUUUGGAGAAAAUAUGCCUUCUGAGACCACAAGAGAACGAGCAGGAGAAAGGAGAGUGUUUUGAGGAAAUAGAUACUGCUGACAACAACAAUGAGUCUCUCGAUGAAGCUACAUUAGUCUCCUCCCCAAGUGAUCAUGAAGAAGUACAUUACUAUGAUUUUCACGUUCUGCACUGUUCUUCAUAUAGUGUUCCAGUGCUUUACUUUCGAGCUUACAGUUGUGAUGGACAACCUCUGACGUUUGAAGAAAUGAAAAAGGACCUUCCAUCACAGUCUGCAGAUACACUAUUGAAUUCAAAAUGGACAUUUAUUACUCAGGAGGAGCAUCCAUAUUUAAACAGAAUAUGGUUCAAAUUACAUCCUUGUGGAACGAGGGAAUGGAUGAAGCUACUCUUACUUAGUGACGCAUCCUGGUUCAAGAAUGAGAUAGCGAUUGAAAGAUAUGUCGCCUCAUGGCUCUCAGUUGUGGGGCAAGUAGUUGGCUUGAGAAUCCCCAUGGAAAUGUUGAAAGAUGGCGGUGGCACCCAGUUCUGAUUCUGGUGUUCCUCACCAUUUUAUCAGCCUUAUGUAUGUUUGGUUUUGCUAUUGGCAGGUGGAGGGUGCUUUUAGACCAUUGAAACCACAUCUCAAAAUUUGUAUAUAUAUUGCUUUAUGAUAUAAUCUGAUUAUGGGAA
This is a messenger RNA of Cucurbita moschata (crookneck pumpkin), 1058 nucleotides long. Its product is annotated as ubiquitin-like-conjugating enzyme ATG10. Lineage: Eukaryota; Viridiplantae; Streptophyta; Magnoliopsida; Cucurbitales; Cucurbitaceae. The transcript is spliced from 8 exons. Gene Ontology annotation, biological process: macroautophagy; protein modification by small protein conjugation; protein lipidation. Gene Ontology annotation, cellular component: intracellular anatomical structure. Gene Ontology annotation, molecular function: Atg12 transferase activity. The coding region runs from base 139 to 918 and encodes 259 amino acids. The record is from RefSeq and is a predicted model, not a curated record.